Messenger RNA from Bicyclus anynana (squinting bush brown), 4420 nucleotides. RefSeq names its product 2-aminoethanethiol dioxygenase. Gene Ontology annotation, cellular component: mitochondrion. Gene Ontology annotation, molecular function: oxidoreductase activity, acting on single donors with incorporation of molecular oxygen, incorporation of two atoms of oxygen. The coding region runs from base 7 to 876 and encodes 289 amino acids. NCBI's taxonomy places the organism in Eukaryota, Metazoa, Arthropoda, Insecta, Lepidoptera, Nymphalidae. The record is from RefSeq and is a predicted model, not a curated record. The transcript has a single exon.
UCCAAAAUGACGUUUCCCGACAGUAUCGCUUUGUUAUCGUGUAGAUUAUUUUCCAAAGUUUUUACGAGGAGAAAUUUAUUGUGCGCCAGAGCAGGAAAUCUUCAUAUGGAUAGUAAAGAUGAAGCGAGAUCAACCAUGGAAAUCGUCAACAUACCACCAAUCGUCACCACGUACCGGCACGCGUUGCGUACUUUUGACGAAAAACACAAAAAGGACAUUUCGACCAACUUGACCAAGUUGAAAAGUUUGAUGGACUCCUUGAAAGCUGACGAUCUAGGCUUCGACCAGAAGCUAAACGACCCAGCGACGUGGAGAAGGCCAAGUAAAGCACCCUGUACGUACAUCGAAGUUUUCCAGAAUAGUUUAGUCAACAUGAGUAUAUUUGUACUGAAACCGGGGUUCAAGAUGCCUUUGCACGACCAUCCGCAUAUGCACGGACUUUUAAAAGUGAUUACAGGUGAAGUUAGAAUAAGAAGUUUUACAGAGUACCCUUUGAAAGAGGCUGUUAGUGUUAUUGACUUUGCGGCGCGUGCCAAGCACGAAGCCGCGCGUAUCGCUCAGGGCUUCCAUAAACGGAGAAGAUUUUUCGCUGAAAUAACUCAAGACCAUGUAUGUAAAGAUAGUUCUCAAACGUGUGUGCUAACACCAACUGUCUCUAACUACCACGAGAUAGAAGCUUUAGGUGUGCCCGCUGCUUUUUUUGAUAUACUCUCUCCGCCUUAUGAUACUCUUAUAGAGGGCAUCGGUCCGAGACGAUGUCGAUAUUAUUAUGUAGCAAAUGAAGUGAGCACUAAUGUAGUUGAGUUACAAGAGAGUAGUGUACCGGAAUGUUUUUAUUGUGAUCAGGCGCCAUAUUUAGGGCCGUUGCUUGUAUAGCUAAUAAGUUAGAGAGCAUAGGGAUUUGUAUGGCAUAGUGAAAGUGAAAAUCCUUGUAAUAAAAUAUUUAUUCAUGGCCAUGUUGUUCAAACAUUGUGUAUCUACUCAUAUUAUGGUGAAUCAGACAAAAUUAGGAACGUAGUGAACCAUUAUGGUCUUGACUCUAGUCAUCUUCCAUACUUUGGUGCAUCCAAUAAUAAAUAUGUCUGAAAAUUGUCUGAAACCAAUCAUAAGUAUACAAAAAAUAUUGUAAAACUCAGGCAGUAUGGUCAAUAAUCUCAGCUUGUCCUUGUUAUGGACAAAUUAUCUUUAAUUUGUUCACAACGCUGAAUUAAAAAUGUCAUAAAACUUAGUAAACUAGAAAAGUAGAGUUAUCAGUAAAUUGCCAGGUGGUUAGGGUAGGCCUGGGUCAGGGAUGGGCAUUCCCCUUUUCUAUCAAUAAAAAUGAAAGUUUAGCUUGACCAAGGUUCACUAGGUUCAUAAUUUAGACUGAUUCUCCAUUAAUAUCAGAUACACAAAAUUUGAGCAGUAUUAUGAAUAAAUAUUUUAGUCUUGUGCCCAAGGACAAUUAUGGGAUAUUUUGAAGAACCACAGUGAAUUUUAUCACAACAAUUUCUUCAAUUCCAUCACUGUAUUCACUAUGUGUAGGAGUUACCAAGUAGAUGAAUAAAAGUUCCUGCUUGCAUUUCGACUUUACAAAACUAAAAAUCAACUUAAUGUCAGCAACCUUGGCAUGUUUAUUUGUCAAACUGGCAAUCUUCCUUAACUUUACUCACAGACUAGAGAAUGAUACAGAGUGAGUCGUUACAAGCAGUGCAGUGAAGCCAGUGAAACCCAUAAAUAAACAAAAGUUACAUGUGCAUCUUCUUGACUUCCACAUAAUGUUGCUAUCUACCAUAAUCAAAGUUUUUUCAUAAUUUGUAUUUCACUAACAACAAUAAGUAAAUUAAUAUCAUAAUUGGCAUAAAAAAAUACUCCAUCUUAUUUUUUAGUUUUUUGUAAACAAUUUUAAACAUAAUUUUUUUUAAUAAUAUUGAGAAUUACUAAUGUGACUCUUUAUGUUGUACUGAUUUGAGUCAUAUUAUUUUUUAAAUUUGUGUUUGGAAUGGCUGCAUAAUGGCCGUGUUCCGUACACUCUAUCUGCCUAUUAUUCUUUAAUCUGUGACCAUAAACCAUUAAAACUGUUACACUUGAAAUAAUGUCUCUUGAAGUUUCCUCAAAAGUAUGUCAAAAGUGUAAGGUGGGAACUUUUUUAAAGGUCACUCAAUUGAUCUCUAAGUAAUUUAUAUAAACAUUUAGUGCAAAUGAUUUCGUGCCUUUUACAAUAUUGUAAUCCAACAAGAUUGUCAGACAUCUUGAUAAAUUGUUUGUUUCCUCAACUGAUUAUUAUGUUAUCAGUUAAGUAGACAUGUUACUUAAAUAAUAAUUGGAAGUUAGAAAUAAUUAAAAUAUUCUUAAGCUUUGGUAUUUUUGGUAACUAGGUAUUUAUUUUAUUUAAGAAAUAAUUUAUUCAUAAAAUUAAUGAAAAUUAUUGUCUUUGCUAGAAGUAGAUUUCAAUAAAUUCUCUAACCAUAACUUUUAAGAUCCUAUAGUUUUGUAUUUAAUACAUGCACAAAAAUUUCAUAAGUUGAAUUGCGUAAACAUAAAUAGGUAACUCAUUAACAUUUUAAAAUGUAAUACAUUGCAGUAUAUUUUCUAGAUCUCUGAUACAUAUAUAUACUCAGCACAAUUAUCUGCUAUCUUUAAUAUGACGCGAGUAUAUUAAAGUGGGCGGAUAAUUGUGCCUCUGAGUAUAUUUGCAAUGGGAAAUACUUGUGAUUUUUUUAAUAUUUUAUUAGUUUCAGACACAACAAAACUAAAAAUAAAUAAAAAAAGCAAUAUCCUGAUAUAAUUAUUAUUUUAUACAAAAUAUCUGACAUAUUUUAAGCAUUUAUAUCACUGCCAUUUUAGCGUGAUAUAUGAAUGUGAACUAUAACAUCAUAAAUGUUAAAAGACACUUUCCUAUUGGUUGCCUAAAUUUGAUACAAGCAACCAAUAGGAAAGGGUAGAAUUGAAACAGAGUAAAUAAAAAAUGUUGUUGUGAGUAUGGAUAUAUUAUAUCAAUAAAAACAACAAAGAAAAAAUCUGGCCUUGAUUCAAAUCAUAUGCAUAUUAUUUUUUAGACUGUUGUGUCUAAAUAAACAUACUUGAAAAUUGAAAUAAUGGCAAGCUUUUAAAUUAAUUUUUAAUUAGUAUUUUAAUUAUUAUAAGAAUUUAUUUACUAUGUAAUAAUUCAGGUCUCUUAUGUCACAGUAGAAUUACAUUCCAUGUAAAUGUAUUAUUAAUUGGUCGUAAUUUAUAUUAUCUCUCAAGUACUGCACUUUUUUUUUACAAUUUUUUUUUAAUUGAUUUGUUUUGUGUUUAAAAACUUGUACACUUUUCAAGGUUUGUAAAUUAGUAUACAGCAUUGAAAAAACUGAUUCAAUAUAGAAAAAAAUUAAAUAUGCGAAAAAGUAAUAUAACUUUGUUACACUAGGGAAUUUUUCAAAACUAUUCAAAUUAGUUUUAGGUGGUGUUUGGUUUAUCUACCAUUUGCGUUUUAUCCAUUAAUUACGGGACAUCCUGUAUAGUAUAUUGCUAUGAAUAUCGCUUUCCAUUUCAUCACAAUGGGACGAAUGAGACAGCUGUGUUUCUUUUUCUGCCGUUAUUAUUUGAGAAUAUGACUCAAUUAUUUACUUCAAUAACAGGAUAAUCGUGAAUAAUAUCGUUAAAAAAUAUUACGUCAGUGAAAUAUUUUUUUUAAAGAAUAUUUAUCAUUUCUUUUUUAUUGUGAUCAAUAAUGCUGUUCCCUAGACUUAGGUAUAACAAUAAUCCAGCGGCCGGAUAUCGAACCGAUAACCUCUAGGUGUUGAGAGCGCCCCUUUUACCGCGGAAACAUCGCGGCGGUCGAAUUUUUAUAAUUCACUAGCAGACGCCCGCGACUUCGUCCGCUUGAAACUCGAUGUAAACUUUCAACUACCCCUAUCCUACCCUACCCUACCCCCUACUCUAGCCUACCAUACCCCUACCCCGUUUUCUAAUUAUUAUUAAUAUGAACUUUAUACAAUAACAAUAAAGCUCAAAUUGACUACGUUUUAGUUAGAAAACAUUUGUAUGGGAAAAAGAAAAAGGCUAUUUUUAUGGUUUUUCCGGCAAUUAUUCGAAUUUUUCUCGCCGUAAAAACCAUCCUAGAACUUCAACGAACAUUUAAAAAAAAGAAUUGGCCAAAUUGGUCCAGGCGUUGUUGAGUUAUGCGCUUACCAACGCAUUUUGCGAUUUUUUAUAUUAUAGAUUAUUCAUAAUGAACUUCGCCAAUUAACACUCGCUUUUAUUCAACAUCAUAUACCUAAUAAAAAGAGAUAUAUAAUUUGUGUUUAAUUAGGUAAUUAAUUAAUGAAGUUACACAAGUAUUUUGUGCUGAAGAUUGUACCUUUUAAGAUAUAUUGCAUUUAGAUAUAAGAUUUGUUUUACAAGACAUAGUAUUCAUGUUUCUUUUUUGUUAAUAAAAUCUUAAUAUUUGUUACUA